Molecule: messenger RNA, 1816 nt
Organism: Lineus longissimus
Lineage: Eukaryota; Metazoa; Nemertea; Pilidiophora; Heteronemertea; Lineidae
Product: histone H3.3A
Exons: 3
Coding region: 82-492 (136 amino acids)
Cellular component (GO): nucleus; nucleosome
Molecular function (GO): DNA binding; structural constituent of chromatin; protein heterodimerization activity
Source: RefSeq, a predicted model, not a curated record
AUUUAUGCAUAUACCAGAGUGCGUUGCGAGAAUUUAAAAAAGAGAGCGAAUUUUAUUGCGAAAAGGUAAGAAAAAUCUAAGAUGGCCCGUACGAAACAGACCGCCCGUAAAUCAACUGGAGGAAAAGCUCCACGUAAACAGCUUGCCACUAAAGCUGCUCGUAAGAGUGCCCCAUCCACCGGAGGUGUGAAGAAGCCCCAUAGGUACAGGCCUGGUACAGUCGCCUUGAGAGAGAUCCGUCGUUACCAGAAAUCUACGGAGUUGUUGAUCCGCAAACUGCCAUUCCAAAGACUUGUCAGGGAAAUUGCACAAGAUUUCAAGACUGAUCUUAGAUUCCAGAGUGCGGCUAUUGGAGCUUUGCAAGAAGCCAGUGAAGCUUACUUGGUUGGAUUGUUCGAGGACACGAAUCUGUGUGCUAUCCACGCCAAGCGAGUCACAAUUAUGCCCAAAGACAUCCAACUUGCCAGAAGGAUCCGUGGGGAACGAGCAUAAUUCUCCAAAUUAACAAAGGCACAUAAAUGAACAUCCAUCAUCAAACGACAGGAAUCCUUCAGAAAUGUAUUUUAGACCAAUAUUGACCUUUUCAUAUCAUAGACAGGAAUUUUAUAUCUGGGGACUUUAAGCUAGAGGUAGUUACUCGAUUAUCAUGUUGUCACGUGUGAAUUAUGUUCAUAAGUUAUUUUCCUGGCCAUUUGUGGCCUUCUGGAUGAGGUGGCUGCGAACUGACUGCAAGGGUUUGUUAAGUUUGAGGACUGAUUCAUAUACCGAGGAGGAAUUUUGUGACGAUCAAGUCUAUUUGCAGUUAGUGUCUUUGUGUUCAGAUAGUUUAGUGUGGUGGCAAACCAUUGCUUAUCAGGUACUUAUUGGGUGGGAUUUUCAUUCAAACCAUCAGCUUAUCGCACAAGAUCCUUGUCUCCACCACAAUUUUAAACUUUGAAGUGAUUCCAGUCAUCUGAGGAUGGAUAUAGACAGUGCUAAAUAGGAAAAGACCUUUUCACCAAAACAAUAAUUUUGUAAUGUAUGGAAGUUCUUGAUCCCAAGAUUACUGGUGGUUUGUCUCACAGUAGAUUUAUUCUGACGAAAGAUGACAGCUCUCUUGCUCAGGAAGUCCGAUGGCUAAUUUUCAUUGUGUAAAUCUGGAGCAUCGUCGCGUAGUCAUAUUGUCAUGAAUCAAUGUAUCAUAGUUCCAUAGUGUGUCAUUCUAGCUCUAUAUUUUGUACUUUUGUCCUUGUAAUAAAUGUUUUAUCCAUCUAUUUAAGCUGGUUGUUCACGAAAAACUGGACAACAAAAACUAUCUCAGGAUUUUAUCGACGCAGCCAGGACUAUGAAUAAUAUCAAUAAUAAUAUUGUUAACCUCCAAAGCAUUAUUUGAGUAAAAUAGACUGCAAGAUACCAUCAGUUGUUUGGGAAUUUGAUUAAUUUGCACGGAUAGUUUGGCAUUGUUGCAUUACCGUACCAUCGGACAGUGUUUUACUGGUUCCUUAGUUUCUGGGCUGGUGAUAACAAAUAUAUUGGAAGAUGUUGUAAUAGUAUCAGCUGUUAUCGAAAAGUUUUUAACUUGUGCAUGAAAAAGAUCAUUUGUUGUCAUGUUAAAUAAAUUUUGCCUGUUACACAUUUUCGGACAAAUAUUUUCUUUCGUUGUAAGAAAAUUGUAUGCGUUUCAGAUUCACUAAAACAGUUGAUAAAAUUACACGAUCUCCCAAAAUGAUUCUACAUCAAAGAAGACUUGAGAGAUGAAAGUAGAUACACUUGCAAUUAUGUUUGUGUAGGUGGUAUCUGGCCAGCAAAUUUUAAUAAAAUGAUAAUGACAAAAUGA